This is a messenger RNA of Lampris incognitus (smalleye Pacific opah), 1185 nucleotides long. RefSeq names its product forkhead box F2a (gene foxf2a). Lineage: Eukaryota; Metazoa; Chordata; Actinopteri; Lampriformes; Lampridae. The coding region runs from base 1 to 1185 and encodes 394 amino acids. Gene Ontology annotation, biological process: animal organ morphogenesis; regulation of transcription by RNA polymerase II. Gene Ontology annotation, cellular component: nucleus. The transcript is spliced from 2 exons. The record is from RefSeq and is a predicted model, not a curated record. Gene Ontology annotation, molecular function: RNA polymerase II cis-regulatory region sequence-specific DNA binding; DNA-binding transcription factor activity, RNA polymerase II-specific.
AUGUCUAUUGAGAGCUGCCAGCAACAUCUGGACCUACCUGAUCCAACGCCUGAUCCGCUGCGCUCCGCUCCAUCGGCUGCUGCCGCGAGCGCGCAGUCUGUGAUGGAGAGCGCGUCCAACCCCUCGGCCAAAGGGAAGAAGGGUAACUCCGGCUUGAGGCGACCCGAGAAGCCCCCCUACUCCUACAUCGCCCUCAUCGUGAUGGCAAUUCAGAGCUCGCCGGCCAAGAGGCUGACUCUGAGUGAAAUCUACCAGUUCCUGCAGGCCCGCUUCUCUUUCUUCCGGGGAUCUUACCAGGGCUGGAAAAACUCCGUCCGGCACAACCUGUCUCUGAACGAGUGCUUCAUAAAGCUGCCCAAGGGUCUCGGCAGACCCGGCAAGGGCCACUACUGGACCAUCGACCCGGGGAGUGAAUUCAUGUUCGAGGAGGGCUCGUUCCGACGCAGACCGCGAGGGUUCCGCCGGAAAUGCCAAGCUUUGAAGCCCAUGUACCGAAUGAUGAACGGCAUCGGGUUCGGCCCGUCCGUGUUCCAGCAGAACUUCGACUUCCAGUCCCCCUCGGCGCCGCUGCCGAGCCACGCCAACAACUACAACGUGGACCUGAUGGGCGGCGGCGGCGGCGGCGGCGGCGUGGUGCCGGCUGGCUUUGAGGGCGUAGCAGCAGGACACCACGUCUCGCCGAGCUCCGGGUCGUCCUACAUGACCGCGUGUCAGGUGGCUUCCAACCCGGAUUACUGCCCGGACCGGAGCAGCAGCAGCAGCAGCCCCCUGCAGUCCUCCACGGCGGUGGUCGGCGGUCUGGACUGUCAGCCGCCGUACGCCAACGCCGCCUCGCACUGGACCCCGCCGGGCGUCUCCUCCUACAUCAAGCAGCACCCGUUCGCGCCCAGCAGCCCGGCGCCCGGCGCCCUGCACCCCGGGGUGUCGCCCUACUCCCUGGAGCAGAGCUACCUGCACCACGGCGGACGCGACGCCGCCGACGUCCCAGUGGGACUGUCUCGAUACUCGGGCCAUUCGGUGCCAGUGUGCGACAGGAAGGACCUGGUUCUGAACCUGAACGGCAUUUCUUCCCUCCAUCCGAGCAGCGGGAGCUCGUACUAUCACCAGCUUCAUCACCAGCACCAUCAUCAUCAUCACCAUCACCACCAGAGUAUGUACCAGGAUGUAAAGCCGUGUGUCAUGUGA